Dicrocoelium dendriticum is the source of this 1346-nucleotide messenger RNA. Lineage: Eukaryota; Metazoa; Platyhelminthes; Trematoda; Plagiorchiida; Dicrocoeliidae. The record is from the annotation of a GenBank genome assembly.
CGCUUUUUCACCUGAACCGCUACACGCAUGCGAACAUGGCGGAUGUGUUUCUGAAACUGAUGGCCUUGAGAUUAAAUCUAUUACUAGGUCACUUGUUCAUCAGACUCACUCAGCACAUCUUGAAUGCCUUGACUAAACCAUGAUUGCCGUUGUGGGUGUGAUUAAUAAACUGUACAUCGCAAUAGUGGCACAAAGGAGGGUUGCCUUUCACUGUCCUGAUUGUUUUUCAACCGCCUGCUCCUUGUAUUUCAGCAUAGAAAUAAUGUUCGCCACACCAUUAAUUCCUGCCAACUUCGUCGCAAAAGUUAAGGUUUACUCCGUAUCACUGUUCAUUACACCUAUCUACAAGUCGUGCUGCUCAGCCGAACAUCCGUAUGUGGUACUGACCGUGGCGGAUCGGUUCCUGCAGCGAGACUAUGGAACGAAUGGCUUUUACCGGACCCCGAUACAUCUGCAACGAUUCGGGUGAGGCCUCCGAGUCACCGUUGAGAGGUGCCCAAGUCGAAGAGUACUGAGAGCUUGCUGCUGAUGGUAGUCGAGUCCCAACAUUUCGAGGUCUCAAACGGAUACGUUAUGAUGACGACCCAUGGCGGGCAUUUCUGCCUGUUACGAACUGCUGUAUUUAUGAGUCAAAGAGGAGGGCACGUGUCCAUUCCAACGGAAAAUAUGUUUGCAAAGUGUAGGGAAAACCAAACGGACUUUUACAGGCCAAAAACCCAGGACCAUAUUGCAAAUGGCUAUUCCAAGCUGUGGUCAGUUCUGCAAGGUCUCAAGUUCAACCACUUGAAAACGUUACGUGAUAUUGCCUUAAAUCCGUGCCUUAUCAAAUACGGCCAUGAAGUCAGGAACACUUGCAAACGUAUUACGAACAAAUGCCUUGGAAAAAAGUGCAAGCAUCGUGCUCACUGGCAAGCUGGCCUCAGUCGUUGUUCUGUCGACAAAGCAUCCAUGCAACUUGAAAUAGACGAACGACGGUCUGCCACAUACCUUCCUUCACUGGAUUCAACUGAAGACGGCCAGUAUUCUAAGCGAUACACUGGGCACUCCGGAUCAGCGCUUUUUGUCACUAGAUGAGUCGGCAGUCCAACAAUGCCCUUUCCUCGCAGCGUAACGUCUAACUCCAGUUUGUUCACGGUUUCCGGUAACCCAUGAGGCCAGCUGAAUGGUAUUUCAAUUACUUGACUGUCCAUGCAUGGGCAAGUUAUUUCAAGUGUUCGCAUAGGUGGUCCUGAAGUAUGAGUUGAUGAGAACUGUGAUGAUUUAUCGCGUAUAGUACAAACAAUAAACUGCUCCUGUUUCCUAUGCACAGGUAUAUGCAUAUAGUUACCUUGACGACAAGAAAAUCA